Acipenser ruthenus (sterlet) is the source of this 2020-nucleotide messenger RNA. Its product is annotated as relaxin-3-like. The transcript has 2 exons. NCBI's taxonomy places the organism in Eukaryota, Metazoa, Chordata, Actinopteri, Acipenseriformes, Acipenseridae. The record is from RefSeq and is a predicted model, not a curated record. The coding region runs from base 1134 to 1607 and encodes 157 amino acids. Gene Ontology annotation, cellular component: extracellular region. Gene Ontology annotation, molecular function: hormone activity.
UUUAAGUGACCGUUACAACAGUACGGUGCAACCAUUAGCUAUGGUUACAUUUCGUACUUGACAGGGAACCAAAAUUCUGUUGUAUAUACUGUAAAUGCUUAGUUGAAAACGUGGCGACUUGACGGUCAGAUCUACUGGCAAUAUUAAAAUUGAAGGUUGCAUCUGGCGACCGGGCGACCUGAUUUGAACCACCCUGGUAUCACCAAAUAUAUAUCCUACUGCGACCACUCUAUUAUUACUACAGACACUAACUUACACAACAUGUAACAUUAUUGAUUUGGAUUUCUAACAUUAUUUGCGUAGUGACUAACACUGUCUCAAUAUAUUACUGAUAUAUAAGUCAAAAGGUUACCUAGUUCUGCCAGUCCGCAAUCCUAACUGGGGCUGACAGAUAGACUGGGGCUGACAGAUGGAAAUGGAUUUGAUCUCAGAUCUGCUGCUGCUGAUGGAAAUGAAAGUGUCUGAUUUCAAACCUCUUUCAAAUGAGUUCCAGCGGCUGAUUGAAACGUGGUGUAAUAUUAACUGGCAUCUUACUGGGCUGCCAGCAGGUAUACAAAUAAGAGAACACCAUACUCACUAAUUUCAUUUCUGCCUGCCUCUUAGGUGAAAAGCUGGCAAAGCACAAAACAAAAAGUGUUUUUAAGGAAUUGCCCCCACCUCAAAAAAAGAAAAAAUCCAGAAAAAAAGAGAGAAAUUAAAAAUGCAAAGAUAAAAAAAGAUUACAGAAAUUACACGGUUGCGAUAAAAAAAAAAAAACCCAGAGAAAGCGGUAUGCCAUUGUUAAAUUUCUCCGAGAGCAGUAAGCGACUCAUCUGCAAAGGGCACUGCCGAUCAGAUUAGCAGCACACUGACACCACAAACAAUGUCUGCAAUUAGAAAUCGCCAUUCACAAUGACACAAUGAUACACCUUAGCAUUUCCAAAAGUCUCCUUGGUGCUGCUAUCUCCAGAUCUCCUGCAUGCAUCAUCUCCUGACGGCGUGAGGGAAAGGGAGGGGAUAGGCGCAAGGGUUCGAGUAUACAUAUAUAUAUAGGGUCUGUGAAACACUGAGAGACCAAGCAGCAAGCAGCCAGCGGAACAAGCAGCAGCAGAACAGCAAAGCAGCCUGUUUGUCUUACGCCUCCUUCUCCAAGCAUGACAAAGCUGGUCCUGGCCCUGGCCCUUUGGGUCCUGGUGUCGGAGCUGAGCCAGGGCUCUGAAGGAAGGAACCCCACUUACGGGGUGAAGCUGUGCGGGAGAGAGUUCAUCCGAGCCGUGAUAUUCACCUGCGGAGGGUCCAGGUGGAGGAGGGCUGCCAGAGCAUCCACAGGUGAUCUUCCUGAUUCUUUCAACUCCGAGCGAGCCUCAGAGGACGAAGCCUCUGAGAGCUGGAACCCAGACACGGUCCCCGGGCUUUCCUACAAGGACUACCCUGAUUACGAGAGCCAGAACUGGAGGGAGCAGCUGACUGGUCUGGGCUUCAGCAGGCAGAGCCGCAGCGCUAUCUCGGAGGAAGUGCUGGAGGCCCUGCGCACAUCAGACAGGAAGGGGCGGGACGUGGUGAUCGGGCUGUCUAAUGCCUGCUGCAAGUGGGGCUGCAGCAAGAGUGAGAUCAGCUCCCUGUGCUGAGGGGUCCCUCUCCCUUUGACCCCCCAAACCCCCCCUCUAUGAGUUUAUAUUCACCACUGAGUGUUUUCAUAGUGGUGGAUAACACUUUUUUUUUAAUGGCUGACACCCAGAUAAAUUAAACUUAACAUUUUUACUCUUCUUCAGUGAGAGCAUUGUGAGAAAUUAAAUUACAUUUAACAAAUGUUAUAAAUAAAGGAAGUGAGAUUGUAAGAAUCCUGACUCUGGCUUUUUUUCCUUUUUUUGUCUACACUGUUAUCUUGUUUGGGUAAGAUUGGUGUAUUUAACAUGUUUGCUGUAAUAUAUGACAUUGUGGACAGGGUAGAGCACGGGGUUGCAAGGUUAAGCACAAAGCUGUGCCUCACUGUGUGUCAAUAGACGUUUUCUUGCUGCCAGCAGAUGUUGACGUGUAAGAA